Molecule: messenger RNA, 3040 nt
Organism: Schistosoma guineensis
Lineage: Eukaryota; Metazoa; Platyhelminthes; Trematoda; Strigeidida; Schistosomatidae
Source: the annotation of a GenBank genome assembly
CGGUAGACUGCUCUAUCUGCCACAAAGAUAAAGGAUGUUAACUGUUUUAACAUAUGCAUUUUCAUCAGUCGCUACACAAAAAGCGUAGCGGCAUAUACGGAUAUGGUGAGACAUUCGGUUUAAAAUUAUUGAUGUAGAAACAUUUACAGAUGGCCAUGUGAAUUAAUAUGCAUUCUACCCUGUAGUUUGUUUGAACCAGAAGGUUUCUACGUUAGAGUUGGUCGAUUAUUACAUUAGAUUGGUGAAGCAGUAAAUAUUCAUGCGAUGUUACAAAAUUCGACCUACAUCGAUCAGGUUGAGAGACGGUUAAAAUUAUUUUUACUUCGUGUAUUGACCGAAGACGAUGAUUACUCGAAACGUUUGUCAACAAAGCCAUUGCUAAUACCGAAACUUUUAUCAUUGAUUUCAAGUGAACAUGAAUCCUUGAAACCGCUAGAAAGAACUAAAAUUGAUGAAGAGAACCUUUUGAAAAUUCUCAAAAUAAUUGAUUAUUUUGCAUUCGUUCAACCAAUUGAAAUGAAUGGAAUUAUUGAAAAUUUAACUUCUCUUUCAACAUACAUUAUAUUAUGUUUAGAAAAAUUAACAAAACUAUCAAAAUGUCAACGAAUUCUUCGUAAUCAUAACGGAAUACCAAUUUUAUUGAAUUAUUUAAGAGAAUGUUUGCAGUUCGAAUCCAAUUUAAACCACCCUGAAAGAACCAUAAGAGAACUGUCUAAUUGUUCAGUCUAUAUGAACUCGUCGAGAAAUACCGUAAACACUUCGGAAGAAUGUCUCUAUGAAACGAAAUUGGUACAUGAUUUUGACCAGGAUACCAUACGGCGUAAUACAUCUAUAUGUGGAAUAUUGUCUCAAUUGGCAAUGAAUGAUUUUUAUGCUCAAAUUAUUGCACGUGAAAAUGGUAUACAUUUGAUUGGUUCACAAUUAUUAAUUAAGUAUUCAGAAAAUGUUAAAAACCAAUGUUUAAUAAUUGAGUCAGAAUUGAAACAAACUAAUAAUGUUGAAAAUCAACAGAUAAUUGAUACAAAUAAAUUUGGAUUAGGAAAUAUUCGUCAUUUAUACGCAAAUGCAUUUUGUGCAUUACGUAGACUAUUUAUAUCUGAACAUAAUCGCCGUUUAAUCAAAUCAUUUUUACCAUCAUCCUUAUUAUCGGAAUUAAUCGAAAUCAACAUCAACACAUCAACAGUUACAAAUGAUUAUCAAAAAUUAGUCAAUCUACUUGAAUCAUUGAAUAAUGAAGAAUAUAAUGAACUUAUUGAAGGUAUAAUUUCUUGUGACGUAAAUCGAACACCUAUUCAUUAUGUACGUGAAUAUUCAAUAUUGGAAUUACUUGGAACUGGUGCAUAUGGUAAAGUUUUUAAAGCAACGAAAGAUAAAAUGUGUCAUAAUAGUUAUGCAAUUAAAAAGGUUAGUACUAGUCAAAUAUUUUUUGGUCGAACUUCCAAUGAACGUCAAAAGUGUAUUGAUCGUAUAUUGAAUGAGGUCAAUGUUAUACGUCAACAACUAAGGCAUCCAAAUAUUGUUCGUUAUUAUAAAACAUUUUUAGAUUCUGAUCAUUUAUACAUUGUGAUGGAAUUAUUGGAUGGCGUUUCGUUGACAGAGUUACUUAUAUCUUUUAAAGAGAAGAAUAUACAUUUCAGUGAAUCACAAAUCUGGAAUAUGUUUAUUCAGUUAAUAUUAGGUUUACGUUAUUUACAUAAAGAGAAGAAAAUACUGCAUAGAGACUUAUCAUCAAAUAAUAUAAUGAUUAGUGAAGGUAACAAGGUUACUAUAACGGAUUUCGGUUUAGCAUAUCACAAAACAUUGAAUUCAAAUGAAACAAAAUCAACUGUUGGUACAUUAUUUUAUGCCUGUCCAGAAAUGAUACAAUGUCUUCCGUAUGGUGAAGGUGCAGAUAUAUGGGCACUUGGUUGUAUUCUAUAUCAGAUGUGUACAUUUACUUCACCAUUUCAAGGUGAAUGCAUUCUUAGUACUGCAUCACGUAUCGUAAAAGGUGAAUAUCAAUCAGUCAAAAUUAAAUGUCCAAAUCAAUAUUCUAAUCUUGUUGAUCAAAUAAUUGAAGUUUGUCUAAAACCUGAUCCAGCUCAGAGACCUGAUAUAACAGGUGUGGCUACUUAUUUGACCAGUGAUAUUCUGUCCCAAUUAGAUGCUACACAAUCAAAAUGUGCAAAAAUUAAAGGAAAAUUAAAAGAGUUUCAAAAUACCAUUAUAUGUGAUUUGUGUUGUCCUUUUAAACACUCUAAGGAUGAACAAGUUUAUGAGAAACAUAAUACAUAUAUUAAUAAAGUUAGAGUACCUGAUUCCAAUGUAGAAAAAAUAUCAACUACUGCACAAAUUUUGCCUACGAUAACAAUCAAUCAAGGUAAUUUACGUGAAAUCAAUGAUCCAGUACUCGGUAUGAUUACAGUAAUGCAUAAGUUGGGAUACCUUUCUCAAGAAUCCUCAUUCAAAAAUGAUAUCAGCUUAGAAUAUGAAGCUAUUAAGUAUAUAGUGAAAAGCUACCAACAUCGGUUAUUUGCUGCCGGUAUAAAACCAAUUACACUAAAAGAGGAAUUAUUUAAACUUACAUCUUAUUGUUCAGAUUGUAUAAAUGAUAAAUUUUUGGAGAUUAAUAAUAAAGAGAGUAAUUCUUCAUUACUGAAUAUACUUAAAAAGUUUUCACCUGAUCUAGCUGUCAAAUUAGACAGAAAUGGUUAUAUCAAUUAUGCUAUUCUGAUGUAUUUAAUAGACUUAUUAUUAAAACAAUGUACUUCAUAUUUUUCUUAAAUUAUCGUACAUAAUUGUUUUACUGUUAAUUCAAUUCAAUUUCAACUAUCUCCAUGUAAAUUAACUAUUGAUGGAAGUGGAUUUUUUUUUAAAAAAUUUUUAUCCUUUUCUUUUUUAAAUGAAAUGAGAAUUUAUCACUUUCAUAUUCUCUUGAAGUUCGUAUUUUACAUUGACAACUUAACAUUUCCGUCUAUUAUUUAUUAGACAGAAAAUCAAAUUUUCUGGUGGAAAAAUAAUCCAAUUGACGAAAGUUGAAUUAAAAGUUUUGAUUUAAAUC